AUUAUCUUAAAUAAAUUUGAAUAUAUUUGAUUAUCUCGAAUCUCGAUUAUUUGUAUAUUUUUAAGAGCUGCACAAAAAAUCUAAUUAAAUGGCUGAUUUACCAUCAAAAUAUCCUCAAAAUACAUUGUUAUUAAACAGGAAAACGAGCUCUAGUGUUUCUUCAGGAGAGGAUUUACAUGCACCCCGUCAAGCUAAACUUCAUAAGACUUUUAUUGUUCAUGGACGUCAUCAUACACGAGUACCUUCAUAUGGUAGAAAUUUAAAUAAAACAUGCAGACAUAGUGCUUCUGCAGUAUCAGAGGUUCCUUCUUUAUUAGUUAAAUCGAAAAGCUCUGUUUCUUGUGAUGAUUUAUUGAAGAAAUCUGAAUUAUUAGUUAAGAAAGAAAAUAUUGAGAAAAAUGCGGAAAACACAGAAAGGACCCCUAAAGAACAAUUGCAUAUUGAAGACGAGAAGGAAAAACAUAUAGAGCCUUUGAAAGAGGCGGAACAAAGGGAAAAUUUUGAAAGUUUAAGAGAAAAUGUUUUCUCCUCAGUAAAUAUAACAAUUUCUUCACUUGAGAAAAAAGAUGAUUUUAAUGAAGAAUAUGUUGAUAAAUCUCAAGCAGAACAUAUUACAAAGCGUCUUGUAUCAAUGACUAAUAAUCAAGUUGCAGUUCCUUAUUUAACAUGUGAAACAGCAAUGGCGAAAAAUAUACCAACUACUCAAUUAACAUCUACAAAAGAAUUUUCAUGUAUUUUACCAUCAUCAGAUAACCUAGGUAAAACAUCUACUAAGUCGUCAGUGGAACCGCCAACAUCAAAUGUACUAAAAUAUGCUGCUUCGGAUCCCUUAUUUAGAAAUCCUAUUAGUCGAACACAGCAAAAACUUUUGUUGCAGAGAGAAUCAAGUUUAUCAUCUGUUAAAUCUCAAUCCAACAAAGAUCAUGAUUACUGUGAGUUUAUACAGCAUCGAAUUAAUCGUAUCAACAAAGAAUAUUCUAAUAUUUUACGUUUAUCUGACCCUUUAAAACACGUUAUUUUAAAAUUAUUUAAUGAUGGUUGUUUGGAAGAGGUUAAAAACAUUCCAAGUUCAUUAAAUCAUAAAACCGCAGAAGAGAAAUUACCUAAAAAUACGUCCAAAUUUGUUGAUUUAAUAGGGAAACGUGAAAAUGUUUUUAAGGAAUCGGAUAAGUCAAAGAUUGAAUAUGAUGAUAUGCUAUCAAUUCAAAUUAUUCUUGAAGAAAUGUGGAAAAGUAAUGAAAACAUUUCAUAA
Molecule: messenger RNA, 1252 nt
Organism: Pneumocystis murina B123
Lineage: Eukaryota; Fungi; Ascomycota; Pneumocystomycetes; Pneumocystales; Pneumocystaceae
Exons: 2
Coding region: 89-1252 (387 amino acids)
Biological process (GO): TOR signaling
Cellular component (GO): TORC1 complex
Source: RefSeq, a predicted model, not a curated record